Chironomus riparius is the source of this 324-nucleotide messenger RNA. The record is from the annotation of a GenBank genome assembly. Lineage: Eukaryota; Metazoa; Arthropoda; Insecta; Diptera; Chironomidae.
AUGAACGAUUAUUGUUACCUGGAUUUCUCAUUAAAGCUUAAAAAGGAACCAAGAGAAGAAUUGGCACAAAUAUACAUUAAAGGAGCAAUAAUCAAGUCAUUAGUUGCAAUAUUUGGAAAAAUUGGUGGACAAACUGAUUUUGAGUUACUCACAUUCGACGAGGCACGAAGAAAAGGCAUUUUAAGAGUUGCUGUUGACUUUGCAAUAAAAUUAAGAAUUGCAUUAACAUUAAUAGCUGAAUUUCAAGGAAUUCCAUCAAUAUUUCAAGUUCACAACAGCAGCAGUCAACUUAAUUCAUUGAUUGAUACAUUUAUAGAAUUUUAA